This is a messenger RNA of Uloborus diversus, 1248 nucleotides long. RefSeq names its product potassium channel subfamily K member 13-like. Gene Ontology annotation, molecular function: potassium ion leak channel activity. Lineage: Eukaryota; Metazoa; Arthropoda; Arachnida; Araneae; Uloboridae. The record is from RefSeq and is a predicted model, not a curated record. Gene Ontology annotation, cellular component: membrane. The transcript is spliced from 4 exons. Bases 1 to 1248 code for a protein of 415 amino acids. Gene Ontology annotation, biological process: stabilization of membrane potential; potassium ion transmembrane transport.
AUGACCAGGCCCAAGGGUUGCUGCCGUGUCUUGCACUUGCACGAGGACAACACCCGGUUCCUGCUACUGGGAAUCGUGAUGCUGAUAUAUAUGGCCGCGGGUGCGUGGGUGUUCCAGUGGCUCGAACACGAGAACGAGGACGUGGAUCGGGAACAUUACUGGCUGGUCCACAGACGGUUCAUGGACAAGUACAAUGGGACAGUGGAUCCGGCCGACGUGGAAGAAUUGCUCUGGGAAUAUGGCAAUGCUUCCGCCUCCGGCAUCAUUCAUAAGCGGCCUCGUUGGGACUAUUCCGGAGCUUUUUACUUCGUAGGAACUGUCGUCUCGACAAUUGGUUUUGGAAUGACAACGCCCAAAACACUUGCUGGUCGGAUUGUGGUGAUAUUCUAUGGAUUCCUGGGAUGUUCAGGAGCAAUUCUUUUCUUCAAUCUCUUCCUAGAACGGAUAAUCACUUUCUUAGCUUAUGUUCUGAGGCUUCUCCAUGAAAGAGAACUCAAGAGGAGAGGUUUCCACGGCAGGAGAGAUUCCCAAAUUUCCUUCGACGACAACCUGGAUCAGUGGAAGCCGUCGGUAUACUGGGUGAUGCUGUACCUAUUCAUCGCCACCAUCAGCAUCGCUGUCACUGCAUCGUUCCUGUACAGUCCCAUGGAGGGAUGGACAUACUUCGAAUCGCUUUACUUCUGCUUCGCGACCUUCUCCACCAUCGGGUUCGGGGACUAUGUGACUUCGCAGGAGGCCGCGUACCCCCACGUGGUCCUCUACCGGCUGGCCAACUUUGUGUUCAUCGUGUGCGGCUGCUGCUGCAUCUACAGCCUCUUCAACGUGACGUCCAUUGUGAUCAAACAGUUUCUGAACUGGCUCAUGAAGACACUAGACAUUCACUGCAAACCCAUGAAACCUCCUGGACAGAAGCAGUUGCUGGCGAGGGGACGAAGGAAUGCUAUCACGCCGGAUCAUCUCAGACACCAGGCUCGCAAGAUGGACAAAGGUAAAGACACGAGCGACGCCGAUUCGACGUACGACAGCGACGGCGACCGACGCAACUCUGGCGAGAUGAUCUCCAUGGCAGACCUGUUGCGAGCCAACAAGGUGUCCCUCGCCGUCAUGCAGAAAGAGCUCUACGAAUCCGCCCAGAAAGGUCAGAUAUAUUUGCCCUCACGAAUCGCUGCAGAGGAGAACAGUUUCAAGCCAGGGGCUGUUGGACCAUUGGCCAUCGUCAGCAAGAAGCUGGGAGAUGACGACACGUAG